Haemonchus placei is the source of this 6099-nucleotide messenger RNA. Lineage: Eukaryota; Metazoa; Nematoda; Chromadorea; Rhabditida; Trichostrongylidae. The record is from the annotation of a GenBank genome assembly.
AUGGCUGCGGCCAAAGUCGAACGCCUGGAAAAGGCGAUUAAUUCUUUGGAAAGUGCGCUGAAAGCAAACGAUCUUGUUCCUCCCAAUAAAAAAACCGUCUCCUACGAUAAAGAACGUAAUGCUUGCACCGAAAUAAGGGGAAUCAUCAUUUCAAAUGAUUUUAAUACAUUGUACAAGGCCGAUCGUCGUUAUGGCGAUUUGAUGGCCAAAGCUGUGGAGGUAGUCUUCAGAAUGGUUAAUCACAUAGAUCAGGACAUUAGAACAUAUGCAGAAGAAUCCCUUGAUGCCAUUCUAAGGAGUUUACUGCUUGGAUUCUACCAUUCACGUGUGCUUGUUUUACUCAUCACUGAAAUCGGUAGAAACGUACCUGCCCGGUCCAUCAUUUGUGCAUUUCGUCGUCUUGCUCAACUCAUUCACUUCAGCAAAUGCAACCGUAUCGUAAGUUAUGGGGUCCAUAUUCUUUCUGCUUUGACGGCCAUGUUGAAAAGGCCCGAAGAGUCCAUACAGAAUGCCAUAGUGACUAACGCAGGGUUGCUUUUUGACACAAUAGGGCCCCGAAUGCGAAGUCAACACUCUGAAAAGGCUUACAACCUAUACUGCGUGGCAGCGGAAAAUCUCGAUUUGAGUGGCACUGCUAAUCGAGCCGCAGUUACGGUGAUUGCUCAAAUCUCGACAUAUUACCCUUCAGUGAUGAACAAGGCUUUUCUGAGAUGUAUGGUAAAUGUUCGGGAUGCGGAUGAUAGUUUGAAUAGGACAAGACUGAUAGGGUCACUGAACACAUUGAAAGCCAUUUGGCCAUUGCUUUCAGAUCCCGGUUGUGCUGUCACACAAGAUAAUAUGAAAAUUGUAAUUUGUAGUGUACUGUGCUGCCUUCACUCUUCCCAUAGUGAAGUGGUGGUUCCCAGUAUAGAACUUCUCGAUAGAAUCAUGGCUAAACCAUUGCCGUGGAUGAGAGAGUUUGUGCCCCUGCAGUUCGACGUCAUGCCAUCGUUUCGAUCCCGGUUAAUGGGAUCCGAACGACCAUCUAGGACCGUGUCACCGGUUCGAGGUGAGGAAUCGAUCCCUGCUUCUUCGCUUGGGUCUAUGUUCGACGUAGCCGAUACCACAGAGGGGAUUUCGGAGUUCAAUGUGCCUUUGCAAUUACCAGAACCUUCUGAGGGCCCGUCUACCAGUGGAAGCUCUUCCCCAUUGGUUGAAGAUGAAAUUAUCGAUCCGCUAAUACACGCUGAUCUUUACGAAGAGGUCACGAAAUACGAGAAAUAUGGUUCUGAUCCAAAUACUUCUCAGUUAUCCAAUUCACCUGAUGAUUCUGUAGGAAUAUUGAAACAUCUCCCCUCGGAUGUUUGUGAUAUUUCUGCCAAUUGUUUUGUGUAUACGGCAGCAGUUCUGGGAAAACGAUUUCUUUUGGCCGGAUUGAAGGGCCUGAAGAGUGAUCGUGACGUGCGAAUAUCACACAAAAUCCUAGCUCUGAACUGCAUCACUACCAUAACGAAACAUGAGGAUCUUUCGAAGGUUACCCUUCUGUUUGGUGACUUCGAGCAGAGCCUAAAUGAAGUCUCCCGCUUCAUUCUCCAUGAUGAUGACCAACUUUGUGCAUCUACAGUAGCUUUUUUGUUCAGUUUGGAUAAAUAUGAAUCGGGAAGCACAGACAAUGCGCACAAUUACCGUAGAGUGAUGAAGGCAUUCCAACCGAUAAGAAAACGUUCUGUUUUGCAAGCUGCAAUAGGGCAACAACAUAUUCUCGAAGCUCUUGGUAUACUCCCAGAAUCCCUGUAUUUGGCAACGACAGAGGUGUCAUCCACAUUCUUUCUUCUUAAGGUCACUUGCGCAGAAUUUCUCAGUACUCUGCGGUGGAGCUUAAUGAAAACUCCCACGAAAGAUGAGUGGCAAGAACGAUGCCUUACUGCUUACUUCGAUUUAUUGUUCUCAGAUGACCAAAAAGUAAGCCAAGCUGCACUGGCAGGUUUGGAACAGCUGGUAAGGAAUGCAGACUUCACUGAGUAUUCUGGAGUAUUCGCUGCUAAAAUUCCUGACGACUUGAUUUCAUUCGAAAAGGACUCCCUGCCAGCUGUGCUCAACAUGCCACGGGAAUUCCGUUUUCGAGGUGAAUGCCCAGAUUUUGUGGUGGAAGCUAAUCUCGAAGUGAUUCUCUAUUCUUUGACUGAUUACUUCAGUAGGGAUGUUCUUGGACGCUCGGCUGGUCUCUGCUCCACGAUGAAUGCAUUACUAAAAGCAUUCCCAGCACCAGUGUAUCCAGAAUGCUGGAAUUGCUUGAGCAAGCAGCCCUCAUCUUCUUGUGGAUUUUUAUCUACAGCUGUGGAAUUAUGUGAGAUAAACCUAACUUCCCCUAGCAAGUUAGCGGAUGGAUUGAAAGUAUUGGCUGCAUUCUUCGCUGGAUACUGUGAAAGUUACAUGAUGAAUGUAGUACAAGAACAAGCUACUGUAGACCGAACGACCCUUCCACGUCUGCCCGAUCAAUUGCUGCUUGAUCGACUUCUCCUUAUGCCUCUGAGGAUUCUAAACAUGUACUAUUCUUUGGUAGCUGAAUAUCGUGCCGUCACAUCUCAAUCGUCUACCUCGCUCCUAUCGCGUCCAACACUUUCUCCUUUGCCAGCCAAGAAAGUCUCCCCUUCACGGAUUGCAGACAUAUCGAGGCUGUUGGGUACCAGUAUCCAUCCAACGAUGCAAACCAGUUAUUUAGAAUGCCCUUCACUAAAAAAUAUUUUCGAUAGUGUUGAGGGAGCUCAUCGAAAUUUCUUGGAAAGCCUUGAUCGUGAAGCUGAAACCCGAUUCACUUUACUACUUCGAGCUGGUCUUGACUGCUUAGGAACUAUCUGUGAAAUGAUGACCUUCCAGCAGAUGCGUCCAUUACUUCAGGAAAUUUUGCUGUACAUCAAGGUGACCUUUGAAGUAUGUCCAGACGGCUGCACAACAUUGCUGCAUCAGCUUUUUAAAGUUGUCUUUGGAAAGAAUACGGCUAAUAUCAAUCUUGAUGUUCUUCAUUCAAUGAAAAUGAAGGAUCCCCUUCCACCGUUGAAUGAGGCCGAAAUGCUGUAUCUGCGUUAUGCCAAUGAAUUUACAUUGUUCUCAGCGUUUGUCAGUCGGAAGGAAUAUAUGGACACAUUUGUUACGCGGAGUUUGGGUUGGCUCAAAACAGACAUGCUCUCUCGAAUUCACAAUCCACCACCUAAUGAUAUUGCCCCAGCGCUCGAGCUUUUCGAGGGAUUCGUAACAGUGUUGCUGCAAGUUUAUGGAGCGUUUCACUCCGUUCCAUGUAAGCGUGCGAUUCUUGGAGUUAUGUGUGAGUUGCCAAGAGAUGGUAUAAUCUACGCAAUGGCUGAUCCCAAGAAGGUCCUGUUCGAAGCUGUGACCACACAGUUGUAUGAUCCAGGAGCAGGGAAUAAGGAAUUGUUGACAGAGAUUGCUUUAUAUCUUAUUGUGUUGGCGAGGACGAACGUAAUCAAGUAUGAUCAAGUUUCACGUGUAGCUGUGGAACUCAUCGAGAAAGCUACUCAAAGCAAUGCCACUGAAAUAAUAUCUGCGGUCGAGGUGAUACUUUUGGAAAUUUUGUUUGCACAACGUAUGGAUGCUGACGUCAUCUAUGCAGCAUUUCGGAAUAAAUCAAAAAUGCUUUUGUCAAUGGCAAAAUCAGCGCUCAAUCAUUCUGUCUACGCCGUGGUCACUGCAUUCUCGUGUAUGGCUCCAGCUAUGUAUCGUCCUAUAGACAACGUUUUUCAACUGCUUCAAAGUUCAAUGGUAAAUGAGGAUAUUCCAUUUGCUGUCAAAUUAAAACGGAGCGUGCCACUGCUAUUCGCUAUUCUGAAUAAUGUUGCUGAAGAAAAGCUGCUGAUGCGGGCGGAACAAAUGCUUUCUGAACCAUUGGAGUGGAAUGUAUAUGAUUUAAUGAUAGAAAGCGUGACAGUUUCCCUCAAAGCUGAUGACGUGCUCAUAGACUACAUAUUGCUUCUUCUACAGACAAUGGUUAACAUUUUCAAAGCUGGGAGCUAUCCGAAGUUGUCAUCAUCGCUGCAUACUCGUUUGAAGGAGUCUGACUCGUUGUCAAUCCAAUCGCUGAGUGUCACCCAGCCAGCCGUAUUGUCGCAGUGGUUGCAAUUAUUCGCUUUAUACAAUGACCCCUUGGAGGACCACGUUGAUGUCAGUCAGUGUACAGAGUACGUCGCCAGGUUAUGUGCUUCGCUGUCUGGCACUUCUCCCUCGGAUAUUGAUAUGGGACUGAUGGAUGAAACGCGAUUCGCAAUACCACCUGAUCCACCGCUGACAACAGAAGGAUCUCUUCUAGAAUUCUGCAAAUCGGUUUUCCCUGGAUCUAUGUGGUACAUGAAUCCUACGAUUUUUCGUACUCUACUAUCCUUAGAGCCCCCAGAUAUUUAUUAUGUUUAUGAGUGUGUGGAUGCAGAUAGGCGCUACUCUUUCCUAGGCUAUCUAUUGAGAACUGUUUCUGAGCACCUAACUUCUCAGUCAGUCAAUCCGGACUCCUACAAGAACGCUUUGACGAAAGCGAAGGAGAUCGUAGAUGUAGUUUAUGAUUUGGUUGAAUAUGAAGGAACCCAAGAUGAAGAGGCGCUUCGUUUGAAACUCUUCAUUUUAUCCAGGAUACCACUGUUGAAUACAACGGAGAUUGUCUGGGGUAACUUCACAUCAAACGAGGUGUUGGCCUUAUUGGAUUUUGUGGCGAAUGAAAUUACGCUACCAACAUGCAGUUUGCAAUCAACUUGUGAAGGGCUGGCAUUUAUGAUGGGACAUUCGUCAACGAAGGAGAUGUUCACCCGUGAUAUAUUCUUUGCAAUUCAAAGUAUCCACAGACUGGUUGUCAGUAUUUUGAAAUUAUUGGAUAAGGGUAGCCCUUCGAGGUUUGACCACGUGUCUGCAACUGAUAAAAUUGUUGUUACGACUACCUCAGAUGUUGCAGGGUCUCAAGACUACGAAGACUUCGGUGGACUAGACGGGUUUAUUGUUACGUUGUUCAAUGAUGUUCAUAAUAUUUGUCAUUACUAUCGAUCUCAUGCUGGUGGUUAUAUGAACCAUGUUGAGAAGUUAACUAGAGCGCUUUUCCGUCAUCCGAUUUUGCACAAAUUUGCUAUUGUUCCUUUUGCGGCUCUCAAAAUGAAUUGGAAACUACGAGUUGAGAUACGGGAGAAUGCCGUCCAUGUUCCACUUGUAAAUAUUCAUCUGUUAUGCAAUUUAAAUAUUCUGAAUGACUUUUCAUGGCGAGUUAACUGGUUAGGCUGGAUUUCUCGUCAGCAAUUCGAAGAUUUUUGGAUGACACUUUUUGGUGUGCUUUCAUCAACUCCAACGGGCAGUGAAUUGACCUCAGAAACUUCAGCUAAUCUUUCGGAGCAGAUAUUAUCAAGUAGCGUAGCUGUAUCAGUGCUCACAGACAUAUUACUCUACAGCCUUUUAUAUCCUGAACCUGGUAAUCCGCCAACUGGUCGUUUUGUCAUCAAACAUCGCGAACGGAACGAUCCUUUCUAUCAGUCGAAAUCGAUGCAGUUGCUGUGCAAGCUGAAGGCAAGGUUGACUGGCGACCUCGAUCCACCGCAGGCAUAUCGUAGAAAUCUUGAACGGCUUAAUGAUACGGGUGAAUACUACGGAUUUGGCCAGCUGUCAGCAUUGUCACUGUGGACUCUAACGGGAGUCUUAAACGAAGAAAAUCCGCAGAAACUCACGAAGACCGAUAGUCCGCGGAUGCGCGUAUCGCUAUCUGAAUUCAUCCUGAAGACAACCUGUGAGCUGGACACCGCUUCAUCAGUACGCGCCUUGUUUGAGAACUUCUCACAUUGGUUCACUCGUGGGAUUGACUAUCUUCCUCUGCCGCUUCUGUGCUCAACUGUCAAAUCGAUGGCUUUGCUGUCAGAUCUGUUCGAUGACUCGGCGUCUUAUGAAUUUCUUUACUAUCAGAUGAGGAGCAUUUUUCGUGGAGGUCACCUGGAUCGUCAUCCGGAUAACGGCUAUGUUAUUUACAGCUUGUUGAAAGCUGUAACAGUCAUAGGACUCGAAACUGCAUCCCGUGGUAUGACUGAAGCUGACCUAGCGAAGCAAAUACUCUCCUGGGUCAGUUACCAAGCCUCUUUGUAUUGA